CGCUAGUACAGGAGUUGUCCUCUGCGUACUUCUAUGACACCUUUUGUGAUCCGGAUGUUCAUGACCUUGAUCGAUACGCAAAUGAUGUACAGCCUAAAGUUUUGUCAUCAGACGCAAAAAGUCAAACACAUAUGGAUCCGCAGUUGUCCGAUACGGUUCGAAAGUCGAUCCUGCGACGCAAAAACACUCCAAGAUCUACUUCAGCUUGCGAUUCUUUUCCAAUACGAGUGCUCAUAAUAUUAAGCGGAUCUGAUAGCGGACGUGAUGAAAUGAAUUUUUCCGUGUCUUAUCGAUGAACGAAAUUUCAUUUUCCGUUCAACCCGCUCUCGUAAAUAAAACCGUAGCUUAGCUGUUGCCACAAUUUUAUCAGGUCGUACUAGCCGUAGAUCGAUUUGGUUCACUAGGCUGCGGUACGGAGACAGUAGUAAGAAACAGAAUGUUUCACUAAUGAAGAUUUCGCUUGAUCGAUAAGGAUAACCACUUCCAUAUUUAUUACCAGCGACAACUUUGCUCUAACUGUAGCGACCUGCGGUGUAGUAGUACGUAGGAAGGUCGUAGACAAGGAGUUAACAUAUUUUUACGCCUUCCUCGUCUACGACAUAUACUUCCGACCCACGUGUGGAAAGCAGAAUCUUCGACUGUGGUAGUGGUUUUACUUCUUUUAUUUCUGGCAACUUUUUGUUGAGCAACCAUUUGAAUAAAGCAGAAAUAAAUUCCGCAAAAAUGGUGGAGGAAAAGAAGGACACCUCGGACCUGAUUUUUCCCCCGCCCGACAUGCGGGGGAUCAUCGAGAAGCUGGCGGACCACGUUGCGAAGCACGGUGUCGACUUCGAGAAGCGCGCCCUCCGGGAGAACAACGAAAAGCUGGCCUUUCUCCGGGAGAACAACCCGUACCGCCCCUACUACGAGUACCGCUUGGCGGAAAUAAAAGCAAACCACGACAACUCGCUCGCCAACGGGAUAAGUGGCGUGGCGCCCUCCAAGCCCGUCGCGUUGCAGGAAAUCGAGCGGGAGGAGGAAGAAAAAAAGCGGAAAAAGGAGGCGAAAAAGCUAAAGGGCGGCAAGGCCGCGAACGUGCUGCCUCUCGCGCUGGCGGACUUCGCGGCAAACCCGAGUUACGACACCUCCGCGGACCAGGCCACGGCGAACGGGGCCGCCGCGGCACCAGGAGCAGCGGGUCUCGAUCCGUCCCAGCUGCAGUUGGCAAAGACCGCGACGAACACCUCCCACGUGGCGGUGUCCAGCAGCAAAGUGCCGUUUUACGCCAAUGUGCAGGAACCAGCCGCGGACGAGUACACGGUGCCCUACUUCAAAAUGGCCCCGCUUGACAUGGACAUCAUCAAGGUGAUAUCCUGUGUAACAACGUCCCCAACCCAGAGUUGUCAUGCAAAUCUCCAUGCUCAAAAUGUUUGUCAUGCGGAGCCCCAUGAGAGGCAUUCUCUGGUCGUGUUUUGGGAUUUGUAAUGAGCCAAUCAGCAUGAUGCGCUAGAAGAUCUGUGAUGCUGCUGCACAAGCUGAACAGGAUUACACUACGAGGCCAAACCUGUCAUGCGCAACAGCAAAAGCUGACAGAUGUGUCUAGCAGAUUGCCCAUCUUGACUCUGGUGUGGGGACGUUUUAACUCAGGAUAGAGGACCGCGCAGUUUGUCGCGCGCAACGGGGGCAGUUUUCUGGAGGACCUGGCGAACCGAGAGGGCGGGAACCCGCAGUUUGAGUUCCUUAUCAAAUGCAAAAAUCUCUGGGUCUGGAAGAGUGCGCGACUUGUCAUGGAGCUUUUCCAUGACCCAUGAGGUCUGGAAUGCAGGACCUAGCAUGACAGAUGCUGCGCGAUCUCUCUCAUGCCUAUCCUGCAUGACAAACUCCCUCACGACUUGGUCAAAACUGGCAGACCUUUGGUAAUCCUGCAACACAGAUUUUUGCAUGCUUGAGAUUUAGCAUGACAAGUUGUAUUCUUCCAGACCCAGACAUUUUUACAAUCCAUAUUCCUGAAGCCCACGAACCACCUGUUCAGUUAUUUCACGGGCAUGUGUGACGCCUACACAAAAGUCCUGACCAACCCAACGACAAACCAAAACGGGGAGCACCUGAUAGAAUUGAGGAGACUCGCGACGGACAGAAAUUACGUCAUCGAAAAGGCGGUGGAACGAUUCAAGUACAGUACGAGAUAGUUGUAGUUUUCUUGAUGUGUGUGAUUUUUCUAUAAUUUUUGUACAAACACCGAUUUCUAUUUCCCGAAGAUUUGCAUACCUAUGCAUGAUGUUGUCACAGGCAGUUAAGUAGAAGUACUCCUUCUUGCAUCAUAAGAAGUGAACUUGUGUUUGCCGAUCCAAUUAUUUUGUUCAUAACUACCCCGUCACCACAGGUGGGACGAAAAGACCAAGCGGGAGAAGGAGACAAAGGAAGUGCUCCACCAGAAAGAGCGUGCGGUGAUGGAGGCGAUUGACUGGCACGAUUUUGUGGUGGCAGAAACCAUCACUUUCACCGAGGAGGAUGACAUCAUUCCACUUCAAGCGCCGAUCGACUUCAGAAAAUUGGAACUCCGCGCCGCGAAGGCCCUGGACCCGGAAAUGAACCUGCCUCAGGUAAUCGCGGAAGAAGAAAGAAUGGACUUGAGCGACGAAGAGCUAGACGCAGACGCGCUCGGGGAGGACGUUUUACGUACUUUGUCUACAUGUUUCCUCUGGUUAAUUUGUACAACAAUGUACACGGUUAUAAAAUUGUUCUUUUUGUCAUGCAAAUGGAUUUGAAUCUGCAACUUUAGGGCCGCGUACAAGAAGGUCAAUGUCUUUGUAUGGGUUCAUACUUGAUGUGCUACCCGCAAGCUGCUGCGUCGCAUUUAGAACCGCUUUUUAUCGAUGAGAACAAAGAAACGUAUGAUAGCAACAAUACUACAACCCCAGCCGUCGUCGAUUUCGAGAGCACCGUCGCGUCCGGGAAGCUGCAACUGAAGCAGCCGCCUCCCGUGCCGGAGAAGAAGGUCGUGGAGAAGCCCAAGGAGCCAGAGGUGCUGGAUCCGCAGACCAAGCUCCCGAAGGUGCCGAUUCCAAAGGCGAAGGGGCAGGCGCUCACGUAUCAUGAGAAAAAAGUGUUACAGUUACACAUUUGUUGGAGUUUCUGCAUCACAAAUUUUCUCUGUAUGGCAGAGAAAACUUUUAAUGCGAAGAUCAUAAGGGAAAACAAACAGGAAGGAAACGAGGCUCCCAAGCAUUUCCUGCAUGAGAAAGGUUGUCUGUGUUGCCGGUCUUGCAACACAAGGUGUAACUGUAGCACUUUUUUCUUGCGAUAUCACGGGGGCGAACGUCAGUCGAGCGAAGGAGGUACUGGAUGAAGAGAUCGUGGUGCCAGACAACGUGGUAUUGCAAGGAAAAAUCUCCCCUCCCCCUAUUGAAAACGCAUCCGUCCGAAAAUUUGUGAUGCAGAUUUGUGACCACAGAUCGGGUCUGUCUUGCAAGAGCGCACACUCAUGCUGUCCGCCAGCACGCUAUGCAAGCGAUUUGUAGUGGUAUAAGACCUACAGUGUAGCCGUCUACCAUGCUAGGCGCCUACACCAAAAGGCCCCGCCUAGGCUCAGAAUCUGCGUGCAUUCCUCUAGUGCAACACAAAUUUGAUUUGUGUAUCCAAAUCCAGCAUCAGAAAUUUCGUUUUGAUGUGGGGCGGUGGGAUCUUUCCUUUUGAUACGUGGUAGACUUCGAGAACGUCGUGGUCCGAACCGACUACGUGAGGAAACGAGAGAGGAACGAAAACAAGGCGAUGCAGGUGUGUCCCCUGACCGGGCAGAUGGUGGCCGCGGACGAUAUGGCUGACCACAUGAGGAUUCUGCUGAUGGACCCAAAGUACUUGUGAUGUUACUAAACAACUCUUUUUACGACUUUCAACUUUCACGACUGGUGAAAAGGUCAACAAGAAAUUCUAUCUCUGUAUGAAAAUUGAUAGGAGGUCUUCAUUUUUCGAGCAUGAGCAACAAACUGUUCUUGACCACGUCUCUGCACAACUGCGUGUAUCGUGAUCUCUUUUUCAUAAUACCUUGUCAGGUACAAGACGCAGCGGGAUAAGGCGUUGGAGAAGGCGAAGUCAGAAAAUUACUACAUAAACGACGUGGAUUCAAACCUCGGAGCCUUCGCCGCCAUGAGGCCCGAUUUGUUCGGUACCAUCGAAGAGGAGAUUGCCGUGGCGGCAGACGAAGACGAGGAAGCCAUGGCCAGGGCAGCAGGCGCGGAUGCAGGUACACAGGAGUAGUCGAUUUUUCUUGUAAGGAUACUAAUUAUGCAUCAGAGACGAGGAAAAGAAAUGCGAGCCGUUUCUUUUCUCGUAGUACGAUUUGAUACGGGAGCACCACUAUCUAUGAACUUCGUAGAAGCACUACUAGUACUAACUUGAUGUUUCACACAACUUCCGCCCAGGUCCCGCCCACACCGUGUACAACCCGGACGCCCUCCGGGGCGGCGUGCGCCGCGGCCCGACCGGCGUGGCCGUGCCCACGAACGAGGCCCCGGACUCCGGUGAGGAGUCCGACGGGGAACCCCCACUGAAGCGACAGAAGACCAUCCAAAACACGUUGAUACUCGAAACCGAGUUCAUUUUGCGAAAUUCCGACGCGCCCGCGGUGUUGCUCAUUCAGGUGUCGAAGGACCUGCAGUCAAAAAUCAUCCAGUCCUCCGACGGGCAGAUUUCCAUCCCGUCCGAGCUGGAGGUCACGUUGAAGGUGACCACGAAAAUCGGAGCGUUAAAACAGUCGCUCUGCGGAUCCCUCGGGUGCGAGCCCGACAGCGUCAAAUUUAUCAACGCGGAGAACGACAUGGUGCUGUAUCCUGUGGAAAGACAUCCCCACCCCAUAGCUGUCAUGCAAAUCUGCAUGCUUAAAAUGUCUCUCAUCCGGAGCCCCAUGGGACGCGUUUUCUAGGUGUUUUUUGGAAUUUGUGCUGCUCAAAUCAGCAUGAGGUGCUGGAUUUGUGAUGUUGCUGUCGCACUAGCUAAACACGAGUACACUGCUCGCCCAAGCUUGUCAUGCGUAACAGCCAAAGGUUGUUGAUUUGUCUUGCAGAUUUUCGAACUUGGCUAUGGGUCGGGGACGUUUUUACAUACGAUAUGCUGCGCGCCAACCGCACGCUCGCCUAUUACAACGUCGGAAAAGGUGGGCGGUUACGGCUCGAGGCCCGGUCCAACUUUCUCAUUCCGCCGAAAACGGCCCCGCCCGUGGUGAACAUGGCGCUGAUCCCCAGUGGCCAAAUGAUGGGCUAAGAAGCUGCAGCAGGGACGCCAUGAACGACGAUCAUACGAAUACCAUUAUAUAUACCAAAUCGGCGAAUAUAAGAAUUUGAUUGAAAAAGAAAAGAUACCAUCAGGAUAUUUCACAUCCAACGACAUGUCAAAGUAGUAAAGUGCGGUACGAUGGUCGAGCGAUCAAGUACCAGGGCCCAGUUGAUGAUUGAGAACAUAAAAACAUCUUCACGUCCUCGCAUGUGAAAAAAAUCGACGGGUCUGGUAGCUUUGUACUGUGCGCAGUGCAGUCGUGCCACCGUAGUUGUAGCAGCUGUUAUAUUUUGUCUCGAUGAUUUCGGGGCGCCGGCCGCAACAUGAUCAGGCAAAGACGUCGCUGUACUGUCGCUACCUCACGCAGGACAAGUACAGGCAGUUUGUUUGGGG
Messenger RNA from Amoebophrya sp. A120, 5643 nucleotides. The record is from the annotation of a GenBank genome assembly. Lineage: Eukaryota; Dinophyceae; Syndiniales; Amoebophryaceae.